Messenger RNA from Triticum dicoccoides, 2613 nucleotides. RefSeq names its product wall-associated receptor kinase 1-like. Gene Ontology annotation, cellular component: plasma membrane. Gene Ontology annotation, molecular function: protein serine/threonine kinase activity; calcium ion binding; polysaccharide binding. The record is from RefSeq and is a predicted model, not a curated record. Lineage: Eukaryota; Viridiplantae; Streptophyta; Magnoliopsida; Poales; Poaceae. Bases 60 to 2264 code for a protein of 734 amino acids. The transcript has 4 exons. Gene Ontology annotation, biological process: protein phosphorylation; cell surface receptor signaling pathway.
UGAGUGGAAUAGAGCUGUUGCUUCACAAGCGCAGGGCAGCAUACAACACCGUACCGGCCAUGACCACCACGCGAAGCUCCCAAUCCCAUCACUCCCAGCCACUGCCAAUAAUCCUAGUCCUCCUUGCAGCAGCAGCAUCAACUCGCUUGAUCUUACAGGCUGCUGCUACUGCAGAACAAGAUGAGAAGCAGCCGAUCACGCUUCCGGGUUGCCCCGACAGGUGCGGCGACACUCUCAUCCCCUUCCCAUUCGGCACGAAGCCCGGCUGCUUCCGCGAGGGCUUCCAGGUCACCUGCAACGACUCCUUCACUCCCCACCGCGCCUUUCUCGCCUACGCCGGAGUAAACCAGCACAUAGCCGAGAUAUACUACAAGGUGGGGUGGCACCAUCCUGUGUGGAGGACCGACCAUGGCAACACGGCCCUGGAGCUCAUAGACAUAUCGGUGGCCGACGGCGAGGCGCGCGCUUAUGGCCUCGUUUUGUCCCUCUGCAACGCCGCCAACCUCAGUGGCGACUACGUCGCCAAGUGCCAGAACUUGGCGCUGGGCGAGAGGGGCCCGUUCCUGCUGUCGGUGACGCGCAACCUCCUCGUCGGCGUGGGCUGGAGGGUGGAACCCAAGAUCAUGAGCUACCUGUGGUCAGCGUACCGGAACUCCACCUAUGAGUUCUCGCUCGCCUGCCUCUCGGACCUUAUGGGCAUGCCCAAGCUCCUGCAGCUGGCGACCAAUGGGUCAUGCUCCAGCCGGGGCUGCUGCCAGGCCGCGCUGCCGGAGGCGGCUCCGCUCACCGACUUCGGGACGUGGUUCAGCAUCGAGGACAACCCCAUGUGGCAGACCAACCCGUGCACCUACGCCAUGGUGGUCGAGAGCGACUGGUACCGCUUCUCCACGCCGGACCUGUACGGCGUCGAGGUGCUGCCCAGGAGGUACCCAAGGGGCAUCCCCUUCGUGCUCGACUUCUCCAUCCGGAACGGUGCAUGCCCGGGGAAAGGCCAGAAACCACCUCCGGACUACGCCUGCGUCAGCGGCAACAGCUAUUGCGCCAACGCGACAGGUGGUGCUGCCCAUGGCUAUGUGUGCAGGUGCUUGGAACAUUACGAUGGCAACCCUUACAUCGCCAAUGGAUGCCAAGACAUCGACGAGUGCAAGCUCCGAAAACUGAAUCCUGAGUUGUAUCCUUGUUCGAGUGAUGGGAUCUGCAAGAACAGGCUGGAAGGCUAUGACUGUCCAUGUAAACUCGGAAUGAAAGGUGACGGUAUAAAAGGAACUUGCACCGAUAAAUUCCCCCUAGUAGCACAGGUGAUUGUGGGUGGAAUAGGUGGUAUUUUUAUCAUCGCGGCUAUAUCAUUCCUUAUUCUUCUUCACAAAGAGAAACAAAAGACAAGAGAGUUUUAUCAAAAGAACGGCGGGCCUACAUUAGAGAAGGCAAAGUUCAUAAAACUUUUCAAAAAGGAGGAGCUCAAGCCAAUUUUGAAGAGUAGCAAUUUCAUUGGAAAAGGUGGCUUUGGUGAAGUUUAUAAGGGCUUUCUUGAUAAUGAAGAAGUUGCGGUAAAGAAGCCAAUUAGUGGUACUAUGCUAGAGAAUGAACAGUUUGCAAACGAAGUCAUCAUUCAGUCUCGAGUAAUCCACAAGAACAUCGUUAGGCUCAUAGGUUGUUGCCUAGAAGUUGAUAUCCCGAUGUUGGUCUAUGAGUUUCUCUCCAAUGGUAGCCUUGAUGACAUUCUUCACGGCAAAAAGAAGGUGACGCUCAACUUGGGUGUGCGUUUAAGUAUUGCUAUCGAAUCGGCAGAUGCUCUGGUCUAUAUGCACUCAAAAACCAAUGCCAAAAUCAUACAUGGUGAUGUUAAACCUGCAAAUAUACUCUUGGAUGAUAAGUUUGCGCCGAAGAUCUCAGACUUUGGCAUAUCAAGGUUGAUUGCGAGAGACAAAAAACACACCGGAUCUGUCAUUGGUGACAUGAGUUAUAUCGAUCCAGUGUAUCUACAAACUGGCCUACUAACCGAGAAAAGUGAUGUCUACAGUUUUGGUGUUGUCAUACUGGAACUUAUUAGUGGGCAGAAAGCCACACAUUCUGAUGGCGGCAGCUUAGUAAACAGUUUCCUUGAAGCUGGGAAGAAAGAGAAGAAAGUGACAGAGUUGUUUGACAAGGAAAUUGUAGUCGCAGGAGAUUUGGAGAUUCUUGAUAGUUUGGCAGCGAUCGCUUUGGAAUGUCUUAACCUUGAUGUGGAUCAAAGACCAUCGAUGACAGAGUUCGGGAUUCUAUAGGAAUUAAUGACUUCAUUUUAAUAAGCGCAUUUUCCAUCUCAGCAUUAUGACAUUUCCCCCAAUUUUUGAUAAUCCAUUGCUGGGAAACAAGGCAAUAUAAACGAAUGCAUCUUCCUAUCAAUAUCUCUAAUCUUAUGCUUGUGAGAAUUUGUAAGCAGUGGACUAGAAACAUAAGCAUCAGUAUCAUUUCUGGGUUGUUUAUUAAUUUGUCUAAUUCGAUGAUUUUGUCCAUCCGAGAUCUCAAUCAAUCCUGCAUCAGAAUGAAGAUAACGAGACAGGGAAACAAGCUUACCUGAGUCAUUGUUGAAGCUUAAGCUUGACGACAGUUUCGUCAGUUAACUGUAGCACU